AUGUCUCUUCCUAAGGAUGCCGUUUCACCUACUACGUUAUCACCCAGAGUUGCUAGUUUAUCUAUCUCUCCUACGGAGCAUGAUACCAGCGGCCAACCACCUCCCAGAAGCAGCCAUGGGAUGCUACAAGAUGAAGCGGUUGAGGAUGACAGUGGGCAUGUCUCCCAGAAUGAAAUUGUAGAAGAUACACCUAUACCGGUCCAUCCUCCGUUCAAACCUUUCUUUACGGUUAUAGGAGAUGCAACUUCGUCGGAAUACUUUCAUCCAACAGUCCACUACAUAUUUUCCGACGAUGAUACGAGCAUCAUAACCGAAGCAGCGCUUCAGUCUCUAGAAAUAAAUAAGCAAAAGCCACCAUCAUGGAGUACAGAAUCGAUUUCCCAGAAAGAAAAGAAGAAAGGAGAGUCUACUCCGAAGGCUAAGGCCGCAGCGGAACAAUUCAUCAUUCUGGACGUGGAACCUACAAAUACAAAUGACACCAGCGGUGCUGCUGAUGCGGCUACUACCGAUGCGCAAGAGACAUCCGCUCGUCCCAAUCUUACUCCUCAAAGUUUAUCACCCGCCUGGCAAGUGAUCAAUACAUCUCUUUCUCCGGCUCCGAAUUUUGAUUCGGCUUCCAACAGCCCUACAUCGACAGAUCGCGAUAACAACGCAGUGCUUAUGAUUGAAGGAACUUCUGGAUUUGCUUCUGACAGCUCUGCCACACGGCACCAGACUCAGCAGGCAUCGGGACAGACUCUGGAGGAAAUGAUGGAUCAGUUUGCCAAGCGUAUGGAGGAACUGAAGAAAGUUGUUGAAGCAAGUGGAGACCAGCCGUUUGUACAGAUGACAGGACAUGCGGAAAACCAAGGAGAGUCCCCUCAGACGGAAGAACAAAGUCAAAAGUAA
This is a messenger RNA of Nannizzia gypsea CBS 118893, 888 nucleotides long. RefSeq lists its product as hypothetical. The record is from RefSeq and is a predicted model, not a curated record. NCBI's taxonomy places the organism in Eukaryota, Fungi, Ascomycota, Eurotiomycetes, Onygenales, Arthrodermataceae. The transcript has 2 exons. The coding region runs from base 1 to 888 and encodes 295 amino acids.